Messenger RNA from Ustilaginoidea virens, 1317 nucleotides. RefSeq lists its product as uncharacterized. The transcript has 2 exons. NCBI's taxonomy places the organism in Eukaryota, Fungi, Ascomycota, Sordariomycetes, Hypocreales, Clavicipitaceae. The record is from RefSeq and is a predicted model, not a curated record. The coding region runs from base 1 to 1317 and encodes 438 amino acids. Gene Ontology annotation, molecular function: protein binding.
AUGUUUGAGAACCUCUGCACCCUGCCUUUGCAGUCGGACGUGUUUGCAACCGCCUUACACCCUACCGAGCCGCUGCUUACGGUCGGUCUCUCGAGCGGUCAUGUAGAGACGUUUCGGCUCCCACCCAGCAAUGGCUCCGACGCAGAUGACGACGCAGAUACAAGCGUGAUGAGCGAUGGCAAAGGCAUGGUAGACACUGUCUGGAAGACUAGAAGGCAUAAAGGAAGCUGCAGGUGUCUGGCCUACGGUCAUGAUGGCACAGCCAUGUACUCUGCCGGAACCGACUCCCUGGUGAAAUACUUUGAUCCCAGUAGCGGAAAAGUCGCCUCGAAAGUAGCCAUUCCAAGCACGACGUCGGUCCCAGACGCCCCGACCCUACUUCACGUCCUCAAUCCGCAACACCUCCUCUUGGCAACCGAUUCUGGAGCUCUGCACAUAAUUGAUCUCCGGGAUGGCGCCCCGGGUAGAAAGCCAGCGCAAACACACUUCCCUCAUUCGGACUACGUCUCGUCCGUCACACCUCUGCCCCCUUCGGAAGAAAGCACCAGCGGAUUCUCCAAGCAAUGGGUCAGCACGGGGGGCACAACGCUGGCAGUAACUGAUGUGCGACGCGGCGUCCUAGUCCGCAGCGAAGAUCAGGAGGACGAGCUCCUGAGUGCGUGCUUCAUGCCGGGCAUGGGUCCCAAAAGCAAGCGGAACAACGGUGUCGUAGCCAUUGGGUCCGGAAGCGGCGUCCUGACCCUCUGGGAUAAAGGGUCAUGGGACGACCAGCAAGAGCGCGUUAUAGUCGAUGGCGGCAAGGGAGGCGGCGAGAGCAUCGAUGCUAUAGUCCCAGUGCCCCAGGAUAUGGGGCUGGGGAAAAAGGUUGUUUGCGGGGUUGGUGACGGAAGUCUUCGCAUCGUUGAUCUCGUCCGUCGGGAAGUCAACAGGUCGGGUAACCUUCGACAUGAUGACUUGGAAGGUGUUGUGUCUCUCGGGUUCGACUGUCAUAACAGACUGAUUAGUGCCGGUGGGAGGAUGAUCAAAGUAUGGGGGAAGUUGUCCGAGUUGCAAGAGGAAGAAAGUGACGACGAGGGUGAUGAUGAUAAAAUCGAGAAGGAAGAGGAGCGAGGCGGCCAUGCGAAAAGGGCGGCUGAAUCGGAUGACGAUGACGAUGGCGAUGGCGAUGAUGAUGACGAGGACGACGAGGACGACGACAGCGAGGGAGAUGGCGUACAAGAGAUGAAGCAGCGGGCCAAGAGGCGCAAGGAGUCGCAAAAGCGUAAACUAGGGCCUAUGGGUGCUCAUGGAAUUAUGGCCUUUGAUGGGAUUGACUAG